Myripristis murdjan (pinecone soldierfish) is the source of this 1218-nucleotide messenger RNA. RefSeq names its product thyrotropin-releasing hormone receptor b (gene trhrb). The record is from RefSeq and is a predicted model, not a curated record. Bases 10 to 1218 code for a protein of 402 amino acids. The transcript is spliced from 2 exons. Gene Ontology annotation, molecular function: thyrotropin-releasing hormone receptor activity. Gene Ontology annotation, biological process: phospholipase C-activating G protein-coupled receptor signaling pathway. NCBI's taxonomy places the organism in Eukaryota, Metazoa, Chordata, Actinopteri, Holocentriformes, Holocentridae. Gene Ontology annotation, cellular component: membrane.
CCGAGCAAAAUGGAAAACUUUACCACAGCUCAAGACAUGAACAUGACUUUGGGGACGUGGAUGGACCACAGUAUCCAUUACAAAGUGAUAAGUAGCUUAUUGCUUUUUGUGAUAUGCGCCUUAGGAAUUGUUGGCAAUGUUAUGGUCAUCUUGGUGGUGCUUACCACCAAACACAUGAGGACACCGACCAACUGCUACCUUGUGAGUUUGGCAGUGGCAGAUCUGAUGGUGCUAACAGCGGCUGGUCUACCAAGUAUAACAGACAGUAUCUUUGGAUCUUGGGUAUUUGGCCACUAUGGGUGCCUUUCCAUCACCUACUUUCAGUACCUUGGAAUCAAUGCCUCAUCUUGCUCCAUAACAGCUUUCACAAUAGAAAGAUACAUCGCCAUUUGCCAUCCUAUAAAAGCACAGUUUUUGUGCACCCUGUCCAGGGCGAAGAAAAUCAUUUUGUUUGUAUGGGUUUUUACUUCGGUUUACUGCGUAAUGUGGUUUUACCUGUCAGAUAUCCAAGAGCUGGUGUAUGACAACAUCACCAUCGUCACCUGCGGCUACAAAGUGCCCAGACAGUUUUACUUGCCGAUUUACUUUUUUGAUUUCGGCAUAUUUUUUGUUUUGCCACUGUUGCUCUCUGCAAUCCUGUACGGACUCAUAGCAAGAAUCCUCUUCCUCAAUCCGCUGCCGUCUGACCCGAAGGAGAAAAAGAAAAAUGGACACAGCGGUGCCGCGGUCAGUAAGGCGCCGAGCUGUAAAAACACUCGCCACUCCAGUUCAACUGCGACCUCCCGCAGACAGGUGACCAAGAUGCUGGCUGUGGUGGUGAUCCUGUUCGCCAUGCUUUGGAUGCCCUACCGCACCUUGGUGGUGGUCAACUCCCUCCUGGACCAGCCCUACCUGGACAGCUGGUUCCUGCUCUUCUGCCGGACGUGCAUCUACCUCAACAGCGCCAUCAACCCGGUCAUCUACAACGCCAUGUCCCAGAAGUUUCGGGCCGCUUUCCGCAAGAUCUGCCGCUGCGGGCGCAAGGGCUCGGAGAAGCCGGCCGCCUACAGCGUGGCGCUCACCUACAGCGCCGUCAAGGACACAUCCAUGGUGGAGAGCACCGACCACUUCACCACAGAGCUGGAGGAGCUCACGGUCACAGACGAGCUGCUGCCUGAGAAGAAAAUGAUGUUCCAGGACCCUUGUGUCUAUGGGAGGGUGACUUUCAGCGACGCCUGA